AUGCUCUUCAACAAGCUCCACGCCGAUAUCGAGCCAUUCUACACCAACCUCGAGAUCGCAGCGGCCCCCAAACCAUGGCCGAAACUAGCGGAUGGCGUUCCACGCCGUGCUAGCGUCAGCAGUUUCGGCUUCGGAGGCACCAACUCGCACGUUAUCGUCGAGAACUUUGUGCCUCCCACUCCUCCCAUGCAGGACACCGAGCCUCUCCUUCCUUCCCGGCCGUUCACACCCUUCAACUUCUCCGCUGCUUCGGCAGGUGCCCUGAGAGGGGUCCUGUCCGACUACGCAGAAUACCUCCGAUCCCACCCCGAUACCAAUCUCAACGAUCUCGCCUACACGCUGUAUGCCCGGCGAUCCCACCCGCCCUCCGGGCCAGCAUCCCGGCCACGUCGGCAGCAGAGCUCCUGA
Molecule: messenger RNA, 408 nt
Organism: Gaeumannomyces tritici R3-111a-1
Lineage: Eukaryota; Fungi; Ascomycota; Sordariomycetes; Magnaporthales; Magnaporthaceae
Exons: 1
Coding region: 1-408 (135 amino acids)
Biological process (GO): fatty acid biosynthetic process; secondary metabolite biosynthetic process
Molecular function (GO): fatty acid synthase activity
Source: RefSeq, a predicted model, not a curated record